This is a messenger RNA of Puntigrus tetrazona (Sumatra barb), 3511 nucleotides long. It is a transcript of the gene tada2b, whose product is annotated as transcriptional adaptor 2B. Gene Ontology annotation, cellular component: SAGA-type complex; nucleus. The transcript is spliced from 2 exons. The record is from RefSeq and is a predicted model, not a curated record. Lineage: Eukaryota; Metazoa; Chordata; Actinopteri; Cypriniformes; Cyprinidae. Gene Ontology annotation, molecular function: zinc ion binding; transcription coactivator activity; chromatin binding. Gene Ontology annotation, biological process: chromatin remodeling; regulation of transcription by RNA polymerase II. Bases 1 to 1458 code for a protein of 485 amino acids.
AUGGCCGACCUAGGGAAGAAGUACUGCGUGAACUGCUUGGCAGAUGUUACGAAUUUGCGGAUUCGCUGUGCCGAAUGCCAGGAUAUUGAGCUUUGUCCGGAGUGCUUCUCCGCGGGUGCCGAGAUCGGUAACCACAGGCGAUGGCACGGCUAUCAGCAAGUUGACGGCGGGCGCUUCUCGCUCUGGGGUCCCGAGGCAGAGGGAGGAUGGACUAGCAGGGAAGAGCAGUCGCUGCUCGAUGCCAUCGAGCAAUAUGGAUUUGGUAACUGGGAGGAUAUGGCAGCACAUGUGGGUGCAUCACGCACCCCUCAGGAGGUCAUGGACCAUUAUGUGAGCAUGUAUAUCCAUGGGAAUCUGGGUAAAGCCUGUAUCCCUGACAGUAUCCCCAACCGCGUCACAGACCACACUUGUCCCAGUGGAGGUCCUCUGUCUCCUAGUUUGACUACCCCAUUGCCCCCAUUAGACAUAUCUGUGGCAGAGCAGCAGCAGCUGGGAUAUAUGCCGCUUCGAGACGACUACGAGAUCGAAUACGACCAAGAGGCAGAGAAACUCAUCAGUGGCCUGUCUGUAAACUACGAUGAUGAAGAUAUCGAGAUCGAGAUGAAACGAGCCCAUGUGGACAUGUACGUGCGCAAGCUGCGUGAGCGCCAGCGACGCAAAAACAUUGCUCGUGAUUACAAUUUAGUGCCAGCAUUUCUGGGACGGGACAAAAAGGAUAAAGAGCGAGAACGACCAGGUGGGAUGGGAGGGGUCGGGGGCGUAGGUGGAGCUGUAGGAUUGGGUGGUGGUGCUACCAUCAUCCCGACGGGGUCGCUGGGCUCCUCUGUAGCAGCAACCCCGAAACGCAAAAUCACCAAGGAAGAGAAAGAGCAACGGACAAAACUGCGUGCCCUCUGCCAGUUCAUGCCACAACGGGAGUUUGAAGAGUUCUUCGAUAACAUGCACAAAGAGCGUAUGCUGCGGGCAAAAGUUCGGGAGCUUCAGCGUUAUCGGCGGAACGGCAUCACGAGACUCGACGAGUCAGCUGAGUACGUGGCGGCGCGUCACAAACGGGAAAAACGGAAAGAGAACAAAAGUAUUGCUGGGUCGAAGAGAGGUAGCAGCGGCGGAGGAGGAGGGGCCGGGCUCGGGGGAGGAGUUGGAGCAGGAGGUGGCCUUGGAGGAGGCGGAGGAGUCAGUGCCAUUAAAGAGGAGGGGAAGGACAGUGAAUUUUCAGCCAUCGAGAACCUGUCUGGCUUUGAGCUGCUGUCCGAUCGGGAGAAGGUGUUGUGCAACUCUAUGAACCUAAGUCCCACACGCUAUCUGACUGUCAAGACUAUCAUCAUCAAAGAUCACCUACAGAAAAGGCAAGGCAUUCCCUCAAAAAGCCGCCUACCCAGCUACCUGGACAAGGUGCUGAAAAAACGGAUUCUGAAUUUCCUGUCGGAGAGCGGCUGGAUAUCACGAGAAACCUCCUAACGACACUGUCCAAAGAUUUGGCUGUAAGAAUAAUGACUGUAAAUAUAUUUUUCUACUGUUUUAUAUUGCGUCUCAGAAAAGCCUGCGAGAACUAAGUAACUAGGUGCCACUUUACUGGUUGUGGACCUUCAGUCAGUUUAACAUGUCUGUUUGAUCUCAGAAGUCCUCAUCGAAACAUAAAUAUGGUUCUAGUACACAAUCAGUAUCUAUAGGGAACUUUCCAGCAAGUUGUUCUGUGUAAUUCAUGGGAAUAACCACACGAAAAACCCAUUGCCCCAAGUUAAUGCCUCCAUUUUGAAUGUGAUUUUGAGUGGCGUUGAAUGUUCCCUGCCAAUGGAGUAUAAAAAGAAUGUUUGAUGUUGUACGAAGCAGAUUAUUAAAAUUGGUUCUGAGUUUCUUUUUUGUAACAAGAAGAACAUUAUGUCGGAUCCUUGUUCUGCUUGCCAAACGUCUAAAGUCCCUGUGUUCUAACCUGAAUUAGCCUGUUUCAGUUGGAUGUAUUUUGUUGUGUCGGUUGUGGGAAUGUGAGUCACAUGAAGCAUGCUCCAUACUAUCUAAAUGUCUGAAGUUCAUGUAUGGUUAUUAUUAUUUUUUGGAGUUGACCUUUGUGAGGUUAUGUUACUAUCGAGCGUGUUUCAAAAGCUCAAGUUAAAUGGCACACAUCCAGGCCUGGAUCACCAACGGAGAACAUUUACCAAGAUGCUCCUGUUUCAAGAGAGUAUUAUUCUGAUUUGUUGGGUGAAGUGAGGGUUAAAGUUAAAUGCGGCAUCAAGGGUUUCCAUCUCAAGAUGUACACGAUUUAUAAGCUGAGAGACUGUAUGUUACAACUGCAUACUUUGUAUUUUAUGCCUUGACAAAAAUCUUCAUGCAAUACCAAAUCUUAGAUUACAGCUGAGAUAAACAUAUUUUUCCAUGAUUUUUAAUGUUGACUGCUUGUGUCUACCCCAAAGCUGUGGAAAAGCACUGUUCACAGAAGCCAAUGCAAGGGUAUAAUUUUUUUUACAUAGUUUUGAAAUGUUUAAUAUAUUAAGAGUCAAAUAGAAUAGAUGGGUGCAGUCUAACUUUUAGCCAUUUUUUUUAAAAAGACAUAUACGAUAUUGGAAAUAACAGUGUUUAGGCCAAGCUGGCGGUCAUCUGUUUUUAUACCCCAGACAUUGGUACAUAUAAAGUCCCAUAAACAGUCUUUCAUUGAGUAUGCUUAUUUUGUGUGCCCUGAAUGUGAGCAUGUUUACCCUGGAUGAUGUUUUUAUUUCUUUUACCUUGUAAUUAAUGUUAUAUUUUAAUAUUUAAUUGUACCACAUCAACAAUGUACAAAGGUUAAGGUUUAAUUUAGGUGUCUGCUUUAUUGUCUUCACAUUUCUAUGGUAAAAGGAACUACCCCACACAAAUUUGUUAUGAUUAAAGCCAUUAAAACAGAUAGGAUAUUGGCUGAGACCAUUUUAAAAAUGAUGAAUGUAGGUAUGAAAGACGAUUUCCUUGUAUAAGGAAAUUAUGAAGCAAACGUGGAGGGGUCUCUUCUUUUUCCAUGGUAUUCUGUCACUGCCUUUGUUUGAUUUAUAUAAAGGUGCUUAACGUGCUUAGAAAGGGUUAUUCUUCAGGUUGUGAUUAUGUUUAUAGGAUACAGGAUCACUUGUUAAAGAACCCGAACCAUUUUUCCAAGACUAGUUUAAUCAAACUCACCAACAUUGUGGGAGUGUUUUUUUGCUUUUAAAGGAAAUUGACCUGUUUAUUUAAGAUUAUUAGGGUUCAUUUUUACGCCUUAAAUAAUCAUUCAAUAUUCUAUUUCAGAGGUUAUAAUUCUUUUUCUGAAGUAAAAAACUAUUACAAAAAUAAAUAUGGGGAUAUGAGACUGAACAUGGCAUCACUAUUGCAAGUAAAGAUGAUGUGGCAUUCAAAAAGGAGAGCUUUUUUUGGUUAGUUGUGACAUGAAUGUUUUCUGGUAAAAUUGUUCAUUUUGGAAGGAUCAUAUUUGUCAAAAUGUUGAGUAUGUGCAAAUAAUUUUAUUGCAUAUGUUAUGUUAUUUCCUACUUUGUAUUAAAGUGUUGAAAUAUAA